UUCCAAUCUAUCAAAUAUUUUUUCUUCGGCGUCUUCGAGGCAAGAGAAAACUGCCAAGCAGUGCAAAAUACAUGUCGUGUGCAUGACAAUACAUUUGUAUUGUAUUGUUCUUAGUUGGUGUUGUUCCAAAAUGCAAAUCGAUGGAUCUUACAUAUAUCCAGCUGCCUUAGCAAUGAUUCUCACUGCUCUUAGAACUUCAAGUUUAUAAAUGAUCCUUAAAUAUAUUUCAUUCUCGACUUUGCUGUCAGAUAUUUGAGUUAAUUUCAAGAGCACAGUUUUCUCUUUAAUUUUGUGUAGAUUUCCUUUUGCAUCCAAAAUGUUUUCCCUUCAGCAAAUGCUACGCGUUCUGUUCAGCUGUGAGUAUAAUCCAACUUGGCUUUGCUUUUAUGAAGUAUUUCCAUCCUUCAAGCAAGAUUUCAGUGUGCAGCAGCGGCUGGUGCUCUGCUGCUUCAGCCUGCUGGCCAUCAUCAAUGCGUACACGAUGCGAUUAUGCUUGGACCUCUCCCUGAAGCGCAUUGUCCUGGAAGGUUGUGCUCGUCCACCUACUCCCCCUCCUCCGCAGCAUGCAGCUGCCAAGAUCCACCAUUGGCUCACAGAACUGGCUGCCCGAUUGAAUGAGACGGAGAACAUGUUAAGAGAAAGACUUCGGGCUGGAAGGGAGCAUGUUUACCAUCCCACGAAGAUGCCUCUGGCAGCAAUCAAGCAGCCCGUUAAGCUGCCUUCCAGAGAGUCCUUGAAAGUAUCUUCUCGCGAGCGAAUAAGCUGCUCUGAGCUGUGGUCGCGACAGACACAAACCCUGGUCACGGUGGCCUUCUAUGCCGGCUACAUGCUCACCCACAUCCCAGGCGGACGCUUGUCGGAGCGUUGUGGCGGCAAGUGGAUCCUGGGAGCUGCCAUAAUCUUCUCGGCCAUUCUCACGCUGCUAACGCCGCUGGCUGUGCGCCAUGGUGGUCCGUAUGCCCUGAUGGCUGUGCGACUCGGCAUCGGACUCUGCGAGGGUCCCACCUUUCCGGCUGUGUCUGCCAUGUUGGCUCAGUGGAUCCCUGAGGAAGAGCGCGGUCUCCUGGCCAGUGGCGUGCUGAGUGGAGGAGAGAUUGGCAUCACUUUGGUGCAGCUGCUCAGUGGCUUGGUGAUGGCCGAGGAGGAUUGGCCGGUGGCCUUCUAUGUGGUCGGUGGUGGGGCCGUUGCCUGGUUCCUGGGAUUUAUCCUCAUCUGCCAUAGCAAACCCGACAACUGUCCGUACAUACAGAGCGAGGAGCGGGACUACAUCAAGAGCCAUGUGAGUGCCACACUGCUGGUAGCAGCCGACAAUGCGGAAGGGCAACAACCACCGAAUGCGCCCUGGAGGAGCAUCCUGAUGAGUACGCCGCUGUGGGCACUGGUUUCCGCCUCCAUGCAGCACGAUUGGAGUCGGCAGCAGUUCGGCCAGGAGUUGCAGCAAGUGCUGGAGGAACUCAGAGCCAGGGGCAGCACUCUGUGGGAUGAACUGGAGGCCAGCAUAGUGGUGACGGCUCCGUAUAUCGGCAAUUGGCUGGCAUCCCUCAGCACGGGCACCCUCAGCGACUAUCUCAUAGCGGAGCAGCUGCUCAGUCGCACAGAGACGCGUCGCCUCAUGUCCUGGCUGGUGUUUGUGUGCGGCUCCAUGUACAUGGUACACCUGAAAUCGGAUGGUGCUCGCAUCUGGCGUGUCCUGGCCGUGGGCGCUUACUACGCGGGCAUCAAGCUGCUGCCUCUGGACAUGAGUCCCAAUUACGCUGGCACCCUGAUGGGCAUCUCAAAUGGCAUGGGUGCGCUGCCUGGCCUACUGCUGCCGUACCUCCAGGAGUUCGAGGCUGACUAUGCCAUAGUGGGCAGCGUGCGUUCCGCUCUGUGGCUCAUCUGUUCCGCUUACAUAUCCGCCGAAGUGCAGUCCUACAAUCAACCUCAGGGCUAAGUCACGACUUUACAGCUUGUACUUAUUUUAAUCUUACGUUUAAGCGUAGGCCAUGUGUUCAUAUUCCUUAGGCAAACAAAGACUUUACAUGAA
Molecule: messenger RNA, 2026 nt
Organism: Drosophila subobscura
Lineage: Eukaryota; Metazoa; Arthropoda; Insecta; Diptera; Drosophilidae
Product: putative inorganic phosphate cotransporter
Exons: 2
Coding region: 317-1933 (538 amino acids)
Biological process (GO): monoatomic anion transport; transmembrane transport
Molecular function (GO): transmembrane transporter activity
Source: RefSeq, a predicted model, not a curated record